AUGGAACGAUUUAAUAUUUAUGAAGAAUUAAUUCAAUCACUUUCUAAUAUUAAAGGUUAUAAUCAUAAUCGUAAUGAACUUGAUGAAAGAUGUUCUAAUGCAAUACUUUAUUCAACUGUAACUGUAACUCGCAUUGAUCAAUUGAAUUUAAAUGCAGCAUAUUGGUGGAAGAAUAUUCGAAAUCCAGUAUUAUUUAAUAAUCAUGGUAUUCAAUCAAUAUGUAAUGAUAUGAAAGAUUCUAAUAUAAAUCCAAUAUUUAUUGAAAUUUCAUCACAUCCAGUUCUUUCAUCAACAACUAUAGAAUGUUUUCAAGAAUUUAAACAAUUACAUAAAUUAUCAUCAAUCCAAAUUCCGAUAACUAUUUAUUCAUUGAAAAGAAAAGAAAACGAACAACAAACGAUUCUAUCAUCAUUAUGUUCAUUACUUUCAUAUUUUGGUUCACAUUUAAUUGAUUGGCAACGAUUUUUUAAUUCACAUAUAUAUGGACAACUUUUACAAAAAAUAAUCCAAUAUCAACAUCAAUUAUUUCUUUUAUUGAUACAUUACCAAAUUAUACAUUUAAUCACCAAAUAUACUGGUAUAAAUCAAAAGAUUCAGUUUUUUUCUCGACGAGCAAUUAAGAAAAAACAUCAUCCAUUACUUGGAUGUCGUUUAUGGCAUAAUGAAACACAAACACCAAAAUGGAAAAAUGUUUUUGCAAUGAAUAAAGAUUCAAUGCAUUUAUCUUAUUUACUUGAUCAUAAAAUUCAUGGAGAUAUUUUAUUUCCUGCUUCAGCUUUUAUUGAACUUGUUAUAUCAGCUAUAAAUCAACUUUUUCAAUAUGUAUCAUCAGAACAACAAUCAAUUACUUUACAAAAUAUUCAGUUUCUUAGUGGACUUCAUUUAGAUAAUGAUGACACAAUUCAAAUUGAAACAGUAAUCAUAAUGCCAUUUAAAGAAUUUUUUAUUUAUAGUCGUCGAAAACCUCCGAAUGAUUCUGUACAUCUUGCUGGUAUUAGUGGUAAUGAAAUAAAAAUAACAUUUUCUGAUGAAAAUUCUUUACAUAAAUAUUCAUCAAAAGAAUGGUCUUUACAUUGUUCUGAUUUAAUCAAUUUAAAAAUUGAUGCUUCAUUAAUUAGUUCUAUGUAUGAUAUUCAAUCAAUUUUAAAUCGUUUAUUACUAUCAAAUAAUACUAAUUCAACAAUAAUAGCAGAAAAUGAAAAUGAUAUUGAAAAUUUAUAUAAAUAUUUUUCUGAAUGUGGUCUAACAUUUGGUCCACAAUUUCGAUCAAUAAAAAAAAUUAUAUAG
Messenger RNA from Rotaria sp. Silwood1, 1287 nucleotides. The record is from the annotation of a GenBank genome assembly. Lineage: Eukaryota; Metazoa; Rotifera; Eurotatoria; Philodinida; Philodinidae.